GCUCCUCCUCCUCCCGGCGACUCAAUAGUGAGACUGAAGUGUGGUCAGAUUUAUACAUUAUAGGAGCAGCGAGGAGUACUGCUUAGACAUCAUGGGCAUCAAAUUCUUGGAGGUAAUAAAGCCAUUCUGUGCAGUGCUGCCAGAAAUCCAAAAACCCGAGAGAAAGAUCCAGUUCAGGGAGAAAGUAUUAUGGACUGCCAUCACUCUUUUCAUCUUCCUGGUGUGUUGCCAGAUCCCCCUCUUUGGCAUAAUGUCAUCAGACUCUGCGGAUCCAUUCUACUGGAUGAGAGUAAUCCUGGCCUCAAACAGAGGUACCCUGAUGGAGCUGGGUAUUUCCCUAUCGUCACCUCAGGCCUGA
Labrus bergylta (ballan wrasse) is the source of this 358-nucleotide messenger RNA. The record is from RefSeq and is a predicted model, not a curated record. Lineage: Eukaryota; Metazoa; Chordata; Actinopteri; Labriformes; Labridae.